Messenger RNA from Lactuca sativa (garden lettuce), 1887 nucleotides. RefSeq names its product transcription factor bHLH94. The record is from RefSeq and is a predicted model, not a curated record. Lineage: Eukaryota; Viridiplantae; Streptophyta; Magnoliopsida; Asterales; Asteraceae. Gene Ontology annotation, biological process: regulation of transcription by RNA polymerase II. Gene Ontology annotation, molecular function: protein dimerization activity; RNA polymerase II cis-regulatory region sequence-specific DNA binding; DNA-binding transcription factor activity, RNA polymerase II-specific.
CACAUCCACACCCGUACUCUCCAUUAUUCACCAUCAAAAAGUUGAGAGAGAGAGAGAGAGAGAGAGAGAGAGAGAGAGAGAGAGAGAGAGAGAGAGAGAGAGAGAGAGAGAGAGAGAGAGAGAGAGAGAGAGAGAGAGAGAGAGAGAGAGAGAGAGAGAGAGAGAUGAUUUUCGUUUGGAUCUUUUGAGUAUUCUGGUUCUUGUUCAUAUACUUUAACCCUUUGUGCUUCUCUUCAUUUCUUUCUCCUAACAAUUGGUUUUUCAAUCGACUUUUAGGGCCUAUCCCAGAAAACCCCACCAACAUACGUCAAAAAAGACACAAUCUUUUUCCGUCUAUAUAUAUUACACCCUUUGGACAUUUUCCACUUCAUUCUGAGGUGGUCAACGUCUCAGCUAUAAAGAGAAAGGAAAGAUCAAGUUCAAGAUUAGGGUUCAUAUGCAUGUGAACUAAUGGCGUUAGACACAAUAAAUUGCUCACAAGAUCCGAUUGGCAUUUUUGAAUACGAUUAUUUGUUACAAGAAGAUAGAAGUUUUUGUGGAUUCCUGGAGAAAAACAACCAUUAUCGAUGUCAUGAACAAGCAACCAAUGUUCACGCAAAUAAUUUGGAUUACUAUUCAUCUUCUUCAGUGAUGCACAAUCACAACAAUUUUAACGUUAAGGAACACUGGGGUACUACUUCUUCAACGGAAGAUUACACAGGCUGCAGUGCCGGAGGUGACCAGUUGAUUUCCGGUGAACUAUCUUCUCACUGCAACAUAAUGAUGGAACCACACGUGGCAGCCGUUGCCACCACUACGGUGGCCGCUGUGGGUAGGAGAAAGCGGAGGCGCACGAAGAGUGGGAAGAACAAACAGGAAAUGGAGAAUCAAAGAAUGACUCAUAUCACGGUUGAGCGCAACCGGAGAAAGCAGAUGAACGAGUAUCUGGGAGUAAUCCGAUCUUUGAUGCCAUCUUCGUAUGUUCAAAGGGGUGAUCAAGCGUCAAUAAUUGGAGGAGCAAUAAACUUUGUGAAGGAACUAGAACAACAACUACAAACCCUAGAGGUACAAAAAAGAGCCAUGCAUCAACCACACCCUAAUGAUAAAAAUGGCUACUCUACUCCACCACCACCAUUUGGUGACUUCUUCACAUUCCCACAAUACUCUGCUAGAUCAGCUAACGAAAGUGGUGGCUCUGCCACCCUCGUUAAUAUCCGGCCACCAGCAAUGGCGGAGAUAGAAGUAACAAUGGUAGAAAGCCAUGCUAACCUCAAAAUACUAUCUAAGAAACGCAAUCGACAGCUCUUGAAAAUGGUCGCUGGGCUUCAGUGUAUGUGGCUUACUGUCCUCCACCUCAAUGUUACUACCGUUGAUCAGAUGGUACUCUACAGUCUUAGUGUCAAGCUUGAGGAUGGAUGCCAGUUCAAUACAGUCGAUGAGAUUGCUGAUGCUGUUAAUUGCUUGUUGGGAAGAAUUGAAGAAGAAGCUCUUUAAUGUUACAUAUGUAUAACCCUACUGUUUUUAUAAUAAUUAUGGGGUUUAUAAUUAUAAUCUCUCUCUCUCUCUCUUUCUCUCUCUACCUAUUAUCUAUCUGUGUGUGUGGUCAUAUCACUAAGACUCUGAUGAGUUGUGUUGGCAUUGCGAAGUGUACCCAUGAUCCAUCUUCUUCACCUCCACUUCAGAGACUUGCCAUUGUUGAGGAGUGAGAAGAAUGAGAGGAGAAAAGUUCGGCAAUGAAAUGUGGAGGAUAUGUCGCCAAAAGCAAUGAGGUGGUGUUUGAUCACUGAAAUCUAUACACUAUUUUAAAAUCAUAAAGUUAAUGAAACUUUUUCGAAGUAAUAAGUUUUAGUUACUGUAUUUGGUUAUACAUAUAUACAUUAAAAUUGAGAAUGAAGUUGAGUUAAAGAA